AAAUCAUUUGCAUGUCUUAUUUUUUUUCAUAAUAUUCCAAAAGUUUUUCUUAUCAAAAUGGCACCACCUGGAGAGACCGUUGGAAACCUUAACAAACCAUCUCCACUCUCCAACGAGAGUCUAAAAAGGACAAUGUCCGAAAUCUCGUACGAGUGGAUGAACGAUGAUGACACGAUUAUCGAUGCAAACAUACCUCCAAUAUCCGAAGUAGAAAGCGCGAAAUGCGAGUGUUGUGGCAUGAGCGAUGAGUACACCCCUGAAUACGUCGAUCAAGUUCGAAAAAAGUACUCAGGUAAGUGGAUAUGUGGGCUUUGUGGUGAUGCAGUAAAAGAAGAAGCCCAAAAGAAUGGAGGCAAAAAUGAAGAAGCAUUAGCUACUCAUAUGAGUGCUUGUAACAAGUUUAACAAUUUUGGUAGGGCUUAUCCAGUUCUUUCACAAGCUGAAGCCAUGAGAAAAAUGUUGAAGAAAAAUACAGGAGGAAUUAUGAGGGCAAAAUCUAUUAGUCCAAAGGACAGAAUUAUGCCAAAGAAGGGUGGAAUUGCAAGAACAAAUAGUUGUAUUCCUGCCAUUACUAAAGAUAUGAAUGACCUUCAUAUAGCAACCUGAUCGAUACGCUUCCUUGAGUUGUACCUUCUGCAAUAACGUAUGCACUAUCCUAAACUUUGGUGUAAAUCCUUUUACCUUGUGAGGAUAUUUAGUAUUUACUAUUUUUAGGUUUAGGUUUGUCUAAGUUUUAAAAGUCGUGUUUGCGGUUCAUGUCAGUAUAUCAAAUAUAUGUUAACCUUGCCUU
This is a messenger RNA of Capsicum annuum, 790 nucleotides long. RefSeq lists its product as uncharacterized. The coding region runs from base 58 to 606 and encodes 182 amino acids. Lineage: Eukaryota; Viridiplantae; Streptophyta; Magnoliopsida; Solanales; Solanaceae. The transcript has a single exon. The record is from RefSeq and is a predicted model, not a curated record.